Molecule: messenger RNA, 1644 nt
Organism: Pleurotus ostreatus (oyster mushroom)
Lineage: Eukaryota; Fungi; Basidiomycota; Agaricomycetes; Agaricales; Pleurotaceae
Product: aldehyde dehydrogenase (NAD(P)(+)) ald5
Exons: 15
Coding region: 1-1644 (547 amino acids)
Molecular function (GO): aldehyde dehydrogenase (NAD+) activity
Source: RefSeq, a predicted model, not a curated record
AUGGCGCAGAGCACAGUGGUGAAGAUCCCGCUGUCGGGCAAGGAGAUCACGGUCCCGACAGGUCUCUUCAUCAACAACGAAUUUGUACCUUCAGUCGAUUCAAAUGAAUUCAUCAAACCAGUCAAUCCUGCUACGGAAGAAGCUAUUUGCUCGGUCGUUGCAGGCUCCGUCAAGGAUAUUGAUGUGGCGGUAGCUGCUGCUCGCGAAGCGUUCAGGACAACCUGGGGAAAGAAUGUGACAGGCUUUGAGCGCUCGAGACUGAUCAACAAGCUGGCUGAUUUGAUCGAGAGAGAUGCACAAGAACUAGCCGAGCUUGAAACACUCAAUAAUGGCAAACCUGUCAAAAUUGCCAGGGACUUUGACAUUGGCGACACUAUCCAGUGCCUUCGCUAUUAUGCUGGAUGGGCUGAUAAAAUAGUUGGUCAGACGAUCGAGGUCGAUAACAAGACAAAAAUUGCGUUCACUCGACACGAGCCUAUUGGAGUUUGUGGGCAAAUGUAUUUCUUAAGUCUUGUCGGUGGCAAUCCUUGUUUGAGAUAUUUAAAUUUCUCUAGCAUUCCGUGGAAUUAUCCGAUCAACAUGUGGUCAUGGAAAGUUGCACCCGCCCUUGCCUGUGGUUGUACAAUAGUAAUGAAGCCGUCAGAGGUGACACCGCUGACUGCCCUUAAACUUUGUGAACUUGUGAAGGAAGCAGGCUUUCCUCCGGGAGUCAUCAACACCGUUCCCUCUCUCGGGUCCAUCGGCGGUGCUGCCCUCGCCGCGCAUCCCGACGUCGAUAAAGUGGCCUUCACAGGUUCCACGGUCACUGGUAGGAAAAUAAUGGAAGCGGCUAAAGGCAACAUCAAGAAGGUCUCUCUGGAACUCGGCGGAAAAUCACCUCAUAUUAUUUUCGAAUCGGCGGAUUUGGACCAAGCUGCAAACUGGGUGGCGUUGGGCAUUGGUUAUAACACCGGUCAAGAUUGCACUGCGGGAUCUCGGCUUUAUGUCCAAGAAACUAUCUAUGACAAGUUUGUCGCGUUGCUGGUUGGGAAGAUGAAGGAACUGGUAGUUGGAAACGGGUUCGACGACGCAAGUGGCGCCGGUCCCGUGGUUUCAAAGACCCAAUACGAUCGCGUUUGGAGUUACAUUGAAGCUGGGAAACAAGCUGGGGCGAAGGUUGCCGUUGGGGGUGAGAAGCGGCAGGGAAAAGGAUACUUCGUUGAUCCCACAAUCUUCACCGAUAUCACCUCCGACAUGAAAAUUGUACAAGAGGAGGUAAUUACCGUUCACCUUCAGAACAUGCGUCGUUCACCCUUGAUGCCGAUCUUCCACAUGUUUUGCGUCGUGGUGAUGUUCGGGACUGACAAACUAUUUAGAUAUUUGGUCCCGUACUUACGGUUGGUCGAUUCAAGACAGAAGAAGAAGCAAUCUCUCUCGCCAAUGACACAACAUAUGGCUUGGGUGCAGGGCUCCACUCCAAUGAUGCGAGUCAGUGCAUCAGGGUGUCGUCCGCGCUCGAGGCUGGAACGGUCGGGAGCUGGGGAGUUAUGCAUUGGAGGAAUAUACGUCGGUAAAGGCGAUCCACUGGAAUUUCGGCGAGAAGCUGGCGUGGCCUUUGUGAACUUCGUCUUCUCCAAGUCUAGAAGGCUGUAUAUCCUGAAUUAA